Messenger RNA from Episyrphus balteatus (marmalade hoverfly), 2227 nucleotides. RefSeq lists its product as uncharacterized. Bases 138 to 2168 code for a protein of 676 amino acids. Gene Ontology annotation, molecular function: protein dimerization activity; DNA binding. The transcript has 7 exons. The record is from RefSeq and is a predicted model, not a curated record. Lineage: Eukaryota; Metazoa; Arthropoda; Insecta; Diptera; Syrphidae.
GCAUCUGCUUUCUGUUUCCAAUUUUUUCAACUUCAAAACAAAAGUUAUUACUUUUAUUAAAUUCAAAAUAGAAUUUUAUCAUUAUCUUCAUUUUGUUUAUUAUUAAUAAACCAUUAAAAACAAACUAGAAAAAAAAAAUGGAUAAUACAGAAGAAAUAACUCAACACAUUGAGUACACUCGUACAGUUGUGCCUUCAACAAUGCGAAGUCCAUACUGGAAGUUUUUUGGGUUUCCCUCCGACAACUCAAAUAAUGUUUUAACAAAACAAAAAAUAAUAUGUACACUCUGUAAUGCAGUUAUUGCAUACAAUAAAAAUACAUCAAAUCUACGAACGCACAUAGUUGCGCGUCAUCCAGAACUCCUUAUUGAGUUGUACAAUGAAAAGAAGAAAACCAACGGAACUACAGCAGGACAGCAAAGCCUGUUACAAGGCAAAACUACUACUUUAACAAAUGCUGACGAGCCACCAGGAGCUAAGCGUCCCAAAAUACAAUACGUUAUUGGUUGUCUUGAUAAUGAAUCAAAUGAUAAUGAACCUGGCACAAGUGACACCAAAUCAUUCGAUGUGUCCAUAAUUGAGGAUGCCAUAAUUGAACACAGUAAUGACAAGGCCACUGACAAUAGUGAUUUUGAUGAUUUUUCAGGUCCAAUUACCUCAAACCCAGAAUAUGGUUUUGAGGAAAUAGAAAUGAAUCAUUCUAAAGGGAACAUGUCUGUGGACGAUUUAAGCUUGGAAGAUCAAAUUGUGGAAAUGAUUAUUACGGAUCUACGUUCGCCUUCAUUGGUUCAGGAAACAGGAUUUGAGAAGUUAAUGACCAGUAUUAAUAAUAGGAUGGCAAUGCCCAGGAGACACCAAAUUGAACAAAAAAUCAACAAACUGUACAAUAAGAACUUCAAGAAGAUCCAUCAGCAGAUAAGAGCGGUCACAAAUACAAAGCCCUACGCAAUAAGCAUGGAAUUUUUUCGCAAUGUCGAAGAAAAAAGCUUAGUUUGCAUUUAUUUCAAUCAUCUGAUACCAGUUGAAGCUCGCUUACAAUUGACAGCCUAUACCACACUUGAAAUUACACCAAAUUUUGAGCUUUCAACUGUUUUUAGUGAUUUCAACUUGAGUAACUGCUCUGCAGUUAUAAUGAGUGAUGAAAAUGAAUUGGUUGAACAAUUCUUUUUAACACUUGGAGUUCCUAUCAUACCUUGUUUUGAAUCAGUAGUUAAUAAUUGUAUGAUGUCAAUAUUUGCACACACAGCAGUCAAUGGUGCAUAUAAGAGAACACUAGAAUUAUUCGAAAAACAUGAUUGUGCCACAUUGUUAGAUAGUUUUCCUGAAAUUUUCGAAGAGAAUCCCUGGUCAAAGUUUAAUUUCCUGCAAUUUGUUCAAGAUCAUCUGUCAAUGGUCGAUGAAGAAAACACAGAAGCAAUUGAAAUUUCCAAACAACUCGUUAACUUCCUAAGUCCACUUAAGACUACCCUAGAAACAAUAGCCGAUGAACCGUUACCUUUAUGUUCGCUUAUGAAACCCUUAAGUAGAAAAUUAAUAGACGAAUAUUUGUCUACGUUUUUCUGUGAGACUGAAGCCCUAACCGAUGUGAAAAAUAUUGUUAUUGAUGAAUUGACACAGAGAAUUUUAAGCAACAUGUUUCUAUCAGAAUCGUCACUUUUUGAUCCACGAUUUCAAAGUGUAACAGUUGAGACUGAAAGCCUUCAGGAUAUAAAAGAUUCAGUGGCACAUCGUUUUGAGCAUCUUAUAGCCAAUGAUGUCAUUGAACAGAAGCCAAUUAAAUUAGAAUCCAAAACGCCACAGAGAAAAUCUUCUCUCAAAUUAUUCUUCAAUCGUGGUGUCAAAACGGAAACGAAACAACCUUUGAAACGUUCUCUGGAGUAUGAAGUUAUAAAAUAUACAAGCGAGAGUGGUGCUGACUUGGAACAAUGUCCAAUGAAGUGGUGGGAAGAGAAUGAAUUUGUAUAUCCAAAGCUUCGUAAAAUAUCUGAUUAUUAUAUGUGUGUACCAUGUUGUUCGACUAAUUUAUUUAAAUCUUCUAUAGUUGAUCGAGUAGCGAUUACUAAUCGUCGAUUUAUGUUGAGGAAAAAUAUAAUCAAUCAAAUUUUGUUUUUACAUUUGAACAAAGAAAGCUUAGAACUAUUUAGAAAUGACGAACAGUCAAAGAAAUAAUUUAUAAUAAGUUGCAUAUUAAUAUUAAAUGUAAGUUUGUAUUAUAUAGUUUAUAUAAA